Messenger RNA from Xenopus laevis (African clawed frog), 2319 nucleotides. It is a transcript of the gene fzd4.S, whose product is annotated as frizzled class receptor 4 S homeolog. Gene Ontology annotation, biological process: Wnt signaling pathway; retina vasculature morphogenesis in camera-type eye; canonical Wnt signaling pathway. Gene Ontology annotation, molecular function: Wnt-protein binding; transmembrane signaling receptor activity; Wnt receptor activity. The record is from RefSeq and is marked provisional. Gene Ontology annotation, cellular component: plasma membrane; membrane. Lineage: Eukaryota; Metazoa; Chordata; Amphibia; Anura; Pipidae.
AUGGGGGCAAGAUCGCUGACCUUGUUGUACCUCCUGUGCUGCCUCGUUGUUGGGCUCAUCGCUGGAUUUGGGGAAGAAGAGGAGCGGCGCUGCGACCCCAUCAGGAUCACCAUGUGCCAGAACCUCGGCUACAAUGUCACCAAAAUGCCCAACCUGGUGGGACACGAGCUACAAGCAGAUGCCGAGCUCCAGCUCACCACCUUUACCCCUCUCAUACAGUACGGCUGUUCCAGUCAGCUGCAGUUUUUCCUCUGCUCAGUGUAUGUCCCAAUGUGCACGGAGAAGAUUAACAUCCCUAUCGGACCCUGUGGCGGGAUGUGCCUCUCUGUGAAGAGAAGAUGUGAGCCGGUGCUGAAGGAGUUUGGGUUUGCCUGGCCCGAGAGCUUGAACUGUAGCAAAUUCCCACCCCAGAAUGACCACAAUCACAUGUGCAUGGAGGGGCCGGGAGAUGAUGAGGUUCCCGCGCAUAGCAAGACCCCUGUCCUGCCGGGGGAAGACUGUAACUCUUUUGGACCCAAUUCCGACCAGUACACUUGGGUUAAGAGGAGUAUGAACUGUGUAUUAAAGUGCGGCUACGAUUCUGGCUUGUACAACCGUCUGUCCAAGGAGUUCACAGACAUCUGGAUGGCCGUCUGGGCCAGUUUGUGCUUUAUAUCCACCGCCUUCACCGUCCUCACUUUCCUCAUCGACUCGUCGAGGUUCUGUUACCCCGAACGACCCAUCAUCUUCCUCAGCAUGUGCUACAAUAUUUAUAGCAUCGCCUACAUUGUCCGGCUGACCGUGGGUCGGGAGAGGAUAUCCUGUGAUUUUGAAGAGGCGGCAGAACCUGUUCUGAUUCAGGAAGGGCUGAAGAAUACUGGCUGCGCAAUCAUUUUCCUACUCAUGUACUUUUUCGGGAUGGCAAGCUCCAUCUGGUGGGUCAUCCUGACGUUGACUUGGUUCUUGGCCGCCGGACUUAAGUGGGGGCAUGAGGCCAUAGAGAUGCACAGCUCCUAUUUCCACAUUGCAGCCUGGGCAAUCCCAGCUGUAAAGACCAUAGUCAUCCUCAUCAUGAGAUUGGUGGAUGCCGAUGAAUUGACUGGCCUUUGCUACGUGGGCAACCAAAACAUAGACGCGCUCACGGGCUUUGUGGUCGCGCCUCUUUUUACCUAUUUGGUUAUAGGUACCUUGUUCAUUGCCGCUGGACUUGUAGCGUUGUUCAAAAUCAGGUCAAACCUCCAAAAAGACGGGACAAAAACAGACAAACUGGAGAGACUGAUGGUGAAAAUCGGAGUCUUCUCCGUCUUGUACACCGUCCCGGCCACUUGCGUCAUAGCCUGUUACUUCUACGAAGUCUCCAACUGGAACGUGUUCCGCUAUACGGCCGACGACUCCAACAUGGCGGUGGAAAUGCUGAAUAUAUUCAUGUCCCUGUUGGUGGGGAUCACCUCCGGCAUGUGGAUCUGGUCGGCUAAAACCCUGCACACGUGGCAGAAGUGCACCAACAGACUAGUGAACUCGGGAAAAGUGAAAAGGAAGAAAAGGGUCGACGGGUGGGUGAAGCCAGGGAAAGGGAACGAGACUGUGGUAUAGUAAAUGGUUGCACAUGGUCUUCUUUCAAUCGGAAGGCGACGUUUUUACAAUGUUGAGGUCAACGUUACUGUUGACUGGAGAGCAGCCAUUGUGAGGUCGGCCAUGCCUUCAUUCCCUCCACUGUGCAGAGCUACUGCCUGAUCACCACAGAUCUUCAGGAAUGAUAGGAUGGGAAACAGCUGGUUGACCUCUCCUCGGUCACUAGCAUUGGUCAAGACAGAACCUUCUUUUGGAUGUAGUACGUCUUCAACUGCCAGAUCUUUACGUGACCUCAUUGUGCCAGGCUUUGAUGUCAUGAAGAAAAAUGCUGUCCUGUGACAAUAAGGUGCCUACGUUAGCUAUUGAAAGCCAAUCCCUUAUAGAGGAUGCUGGGACUUGUAGUUUGAAACCAGAUUACAAGUUGGACUUCCCUGCUAAAGUGCAAUUUUUUUAAGGAAGGCAACCACUAAACACUGGAGAUUUAUAAUUUGCGAUUUUACGUAGUGGUGCCUUGGGGGAAACACAGACAUGGGCUGCAUUAAUACCUAUGCACUAGCACACGUCAACCAAUCAGGUUUGCUUUCUUUAGCGUAAGUGCACUAGACAGACCUAAAACUAUUUCUGAUUGGUUGCUGUGGGUUUGUGUAGAGGUUUAUUAUUGCUCUUAUGUUGGUGAGUUCCUUAAUUUUUCCCUUGCCUGCCUAGCCUUAUUGUGUUUCAUUAAGCCACUUCUAACUAGUUGUUCUUCAUAAAGAAAAUGAAAGUGAG